Molecule: messenger RNA, 1344 nt
Organism: Chelmon rostratus (copperband butterflyfish)
Lineage: Eukaryota; Metazoa; Chordata; Actinopteri; Chaetodontiformes; Chaetodontidae
Product: coagulation factor VII-like
Exons: 8
Coding region: 1-1344 (447 amino acids)
Biological process (GO): blood coagulation; proteolysis
Cellular component (GO): extracellular region
Molecular function (GO): serine-type endopeptidase activity; calcium ion binding
Source: RefSeq, a predicted model, not a curated record
AUGUGGCUGAGACUCUUCUUCACGUUCGCGUUCAGCUUCUCCAGCUGCCGAGCAGCAACAGUCUUUCUGGAUCCAGAUCAAGCCCAUGGUAUCCUGGUCCGGACUCGGAGGUAUAACUCAGGAUGGCUGGAGGAGCUACAGAUGGGAGACCUGAAGAGGGAGUGUCUGGAGGAGAUCUGUUCCUACGAGGAAGCCCGGGAGGUGUUCGAACACGACGAGACCACGGACGAAUUCUGGAAAACAUACAACCUUCCAGACAGCUGUCUGUCGAACCCCUGUCUGAACGGCGGCAGCUGCUCCACUCAGGGUUCGUCCUACACCUGCUACUGCCUGCCACAGUUCAGCGGCCUCAACUGUGAGCUCGAGUACACGGCCGUCCCCAACACUUGCCUACUGGAGAACGGAGGAUGCGACCAUUUCUGUGAUGAAGACGAGGGAGGGCAAAGACUAAACUGCUCAUGUGCAGAUGGUUACUUCCUGGACGUUGACGGGCUGAGCUGCGAAGCAAAAGAGUCAGUAGCGUGCGGCAUGGUUCCCAUCCUGCAGGCAGAAAACAAAAACAAGCAGCUCGACUCUCGAGCUCGAAUUGUCGGGGGAACGGAAUGCCCCAAAGGUGAAUGCCCCUGGCAGGUUUUGCUGGUGUACAAAGGCAAAGGUUUCUGUGGAGGAGUGAUUUAUAAACCCACAUGGAUCCUCACAGCAUCUCACUGCCUGGAGAACACUGAUCCUCAGUUCCUGAAGGUGGUCGCAGGCGAGCACAACACGGAGGUCAACGAGGGCACGGAGCAGCUCAUCCAGGUCGCUGAGGUCAUCAUGCACGAGAACUAUGUGUCGCAAACUGCCAACAACGAUAUCGCCCUCCUUCGCCUGGCGUCGCCCAUCGUCUACACGCCUUACGCCGUCCCAGCCUGCCUGCCGACGCGAGCCCUGGCUGAGCGCGACCUCUGGGCCAUCAGCCUGCACACUGUGAGCGGCUGGGGGAGGAGGGGUGAGAACGGACCCACCUCAACGGUCCUGCGGCGGCUGGAAGUACCACGGAUCCGGACGCAGCAGUGUGUGGAGGAGAGCGGCGUGGUGCUCACUGAGAACAUGUUCUGUGCCGGAUACAUCGAGGGCCGGCAGGACUCGUGCAAAGGCGACAGCGGCGGACCCCUGGUGACAAAGUACAAGAAGACAGUGUUCCUGCUGGGGAUCGUCAGCUGGGGGAAGGGCUGCGCCCGACCGGGCAACUACGGCAUCUACACCCGAGUGUCCAACUACCUGGAGUGGAUCCACAACCGAACAGCGACGUCAAAUCAGCCGACAAACAACACCGAGGCUUCCUCACACAACCUGACCACCUGA